AUGGCUGAGCAUGAGCUGCCGAAGAUGCGCCGGGCCAUGCGCAGGGAGUACGAUGUUCUAUCCGCAGCUGCCCCGAACCUUGCUGCCAGUCAUCCACUGGCGGAGUAUCAGGCUGCCUACUCCUUCGUGGCGGCGCGGUCCUUCACACUGCCGCCAGAGGCUGGCGAGGAUGCUGUGCUGUAUCCGUUCAUCGACAUGGCCAACCACGAAAUUGGGGAGCCCAAUGCCACUCUCAAUUCGGAGGUGCUCGACUUCAUUGAAGCAGUUUUCCACCGCAUGUCCUCUAAUUGUGGCUAUUGGGUGAUGGGCGGCUGUUGGGCUAUCCUCGCUGGACUUAAGGAGUUUGAAGAACAUCUCCGCGAAGCAGCAGCUGCCCGCGUCGAGGUGAAGCACCAGGCUGAUGGCUUCACUGCCCAGCUGUUCUCGCAGCGUGCAUUCCUCGCAAGGCAGGAAGUCACUGUGGCAUACGGCUUCCAUCCGAAUUACUACGCAUUGCUGCGCUACGGCUUUGUUCGAUUGGAGCUAGCGGUGGACUGGUUGCCCCGCGGCGAGAAGUCCCGCUGGAAGAAGCUGCUGCGCAAAGUGGCUGGAAAUGUGGUGUCCUUCAAUGUGGAAGCCUGUGCAGUUCCUGGCCCUGGCCUUUCUGACGCCUUGGCCUUUGCGCGCCUUUGGUCUUGUGAGCAAGGCCCUGCGUCUCUCAAGCGCUGCGGCCUGGACUUGAACCAGGUCAACCAAGCCGGGAGAGUUGGGUCUGUAAGGCUAUUUUCGUUCGAGUAUCAUGUCACCCACCCCAACGACCCAAGCAAGUACAGACUUGCAAUGCAAAUCCGAAGUCGCAACCCUCGCCACAUAGCUGCAGGCGUCCUGGAAGGUGUAUGUAAGGUUUUGAAUUUGAAGCAAUGGGUCUUGGCUGUGUCGGGUAUCCAGAGCCAAACUGCACUUGCUCGAUGGUUCAAGGCGACUGCGAGCAAGGUACAGAGGGCCAGGGGGGCCGUGGUCGGGUGCUUGGUGGCCGAUGCAGCCGCCGUCCCGUGCCAUUGGUGUUAUGACCCCAGCAAGCUCGCAGAGCACCUCAAAGCGGCAAAGCGCGGUCCGGCCUUCUGCGAUCCCCCGGGCAAUGUCUUCUACACACCCCCACCCGGUGGCUUCAGCUGCUACGGAGAUCAGACCAUGGCGCUCCUUGAGUCCCUGGUUGCUUGCGAGGGGAAGUUGGACGUGGAGGACUACUGCUCUCGCCUGGAGGGCAAGUUUGGCAAAGGGAGUGCCUAUGAGGUGGAGGCUGUGGAUCAGGAGAAUUGGCCAGAGCUCAAAAAGAACCCAACAGACGCAGACGGCAAUGUGAUCGAGGCUGAAAGGAAGUGGAGCAUGCCGCUGCCUGGGCCGUGGCGCCACGGCUCCGUCAAGGGCUUCCUCAAGAACUACGUCGUCGAAAAGAAGAAGUCCCCAGAUUGCGGUUCCAGCGAUGAACAGGUGGAUGGCUGUUGCAAAGUUGCCCCUCUUGUGGCUCUCUUGGCCGGUGAACCGGCCUUGCUGCCUUGUGUGGACACCGCCGUCCGAGUCACGCAGAACACCGACAAAGCUUCGGCGUUCGCCUGCGGAUUUGCACGCGUCCUUGAGAAGUUGGUUCUUGGAACUCCGACUGUCAGCGAGGCAAUCGCAGCAGCCCAGGCGGAUCUGGCAAAUCCAGACCGUGCCUUCAAAACCAACCUGGAUGACGAAGUGGCAGCAAACCUUGCCCGGGUUGUGGGCGAGUUUUCCGGAAUGCCGCACUCAGAGGUAGGCAUGAAGCUGAAGCCUGAAUCUGCUGGAUUCCCCUUCGCCGGUCUUGCCUGA
Molecule: messenger RNA, 1833 nt
Organism: Symbiodinium necroappetens
Lineage: Eukaryota; Dinophyceae; Suessiales; Symbiodiniaceae
Source: the annotation of a GenBank genome assembly